GUUGUUCGCAGGCUCAGGGAGGCGGCGCGCGCGCGAGUGGCCGCGGCGCUCUGUCUCCAGCGGGACCUGGGGCCGGCAGCGGCAGCGGCAGCAGCAUCAUGGGCUGCAGCUGACAGGCAGCAGCGCCGCGCAGCCCGCCCCGCAGCCGCACGCGCCGGGGAGAGCGGAGCGGAAAAGUUCCUGCUGCCGCCGCCGCCGCCGAGGGGAACUUUGCGCGGGGGCGCCCGGCGCGGGGCGCUGAGCCAUGCCCGCCGUGAGCCUGUUGCCGCUGUUCGGCAGCCCCGCGGGGCCCGGCGCGCUGGGCGGCGGCCCGCUGGGCGGCGGCAGGAAGGCGUCGGGCCCCAGCGCGGUCCGGCUGACGGAGAAGUUCGUGCUGCUGCUGGUGUUCAGCGCCUUCAUCACCCUCUGCUUCGGGGCCAUCUUCUUCCUGCCCGACUCGUCCAAGCUGCUCAGCGGCGUCUUCUUCCACUCCUCCGCCGCCCUGCAGCAGCCGCCGCCCGGGGGGGAGCAGCGCGCCCCGCCGCCCGGAGCCGGCCCCGGCCCCGCCGCCGGGAGCAGCAGCAGCAGCAGCAGCGCCGGGGAGGCGGCCGCGGCCGCGGAGAACUUGGCCAAGAUCCGCGAGGACCACGAGCGGGCUCUGCGCGAGGCCAAGGAGACGCUGCAGAAGCUGCCCGAGGAGAUCCGCCGGGACAUCCGGCAGGACAAGGAGAAACUUCUCCAGGACAGGCGCGGCAGGAAGGAGGCGGGGGCCGCCGGGCUACCCAGCCUGCUCUUCCGCAAGCCCGUCGGGGCCGUGGGGCGGGAGCCGGCGGACCCUGAUGUCCAGCAGAAACGGGCCAAGAUUAAAGAGAUGAUGAAACAUUCCUGGGAUAAUUAUAAGCGUUACGCUUGGGGAUUAAAUGAACUGAAACCCAUAUCUAAACAAGGACAUUCAAGCAAUUUAUUUGGUAACAUUCAAGGAGCAACAAUAGUAGAUGCCUUGGAUACACUGUAUAUCAUGGAAAUGAAAGAUGAAUUCAAGGAAGCCAAGGAAUGGGUAGAAAAGAACUUAGAUUUCAACGUGAAUGCAGAAAUUUCAGUUUUUGAAGUGAACAUCCGUUUUGUUGGUGGGCUGCUUUCAGCAUAUUAUCUUUCUGGAGAAGAGAUAUUUCGAAAGAAAGCAGUGGAACUUGGAGAAAAGUUGCUCCCAGCGUUUAACACUCCCACUGGAAUACCUUGGGCAUUGCUUAAUAUUAAGAGUGGGAUUGGUCGAAACUGGCCGUGGGCUUCUGGAGGAAGCAGUAUUCUGGCAGAAUUUGGAACUCUGCAUUUGGAGUUCAUACAUUUGAGCCAUUUGUCUGGAAACCCAGUGUUUGCUGAAAAGGUAAUGAACAUUCGUAAAGUUCUGAACCGGCUUGAUAAACCAGAAGGUCUUUACCCUAAUUACCUGAAUCCCAGUAGUGGUCAAUGGGGUCAACAUCACGUCUCUGUUGGAGGACUUGGAGAUAGCUUUUAUGAGUAUUUGCUCAAGGCAUGGUUGAUGUCAGACAAGACAGAUGAAGAAGGCAAGAAAAUGUAUUAUGAUGCUGUUCAGUCCAUCGAAACCCAUCUGAUCCGGAAAUCUAGUGGAGGUCUGACGUACAUUGCUGAGUGGAAGGGUGGCCUGCUCGAACAUAAAAUGGGACAUCUGACCUGUUUUGCUGGAGGCAUGUUUGCACUGGGUGCAGAUGGGGCACCUAAUGAUAAAACGGGGCAUCAUAUUGAACUUGGUGCUGAAAUUGCUCGCACGUGUCAUGAAUCUUAUGAUCGUACAAGUAUGAAACUGGGACCAGAAGCUUUCAGAUUCGAUGGAGGUGUAGAGGCCAUUGCUACAAGGCAAAAUGAGAAAUAUUACAUCUUGCGACCUGAAGUUAUAGAGACCUACAUGUAUAUGUGGAGGUUCACUCACGAUCCAAAAUACAGGCAGUGGGGAUGGGAAGCAGUAGAGGCACUGGAACAACAUUGCAGAGUAGAUGGUGGCUAUUCUGGAAUUAGAGAUGUUUAUAGCAACCAUCAAAGCCACGAUGAUGUGCAGCAGAGUUUCUUCCUUUCAGAGACUCUCAAGUACUUAUACUUACUGUUUUCUGAAGAUGAUCUUCUUCCAUUUGAACAUUGGAUCUUCAACACUGAGGCUCACCCUCUACCAGUUCUUCACAGAGAUGAUGGAAAGAAGGAAGAAAAACACAAAUAAAACAAUGUUAAGUUAAUUUUUGUUUCAUUCCUUAGAAGUUUCUUUCCAGUUUUGGGCACACGAUGCAGUUUUACUUAAAUUCCUGAGAUAUUUUGAGUUUUAAACCAACUGUUUUGCAGUCUGUUAUAUUUGCCAGUAAAUAUUUAUGAAUGGACCUAAAUUCAUUACAGCAAAACUUUUAAUCUUAUUUUUCCAGCUGAACCACCACUUUUAUUUUUUUUAAAGAAAUCUGACGUCUCUAGAUUUCAUUAAGCUGCAGUGUCAUCUUUGCCAAAUAGAAUAGAGGGGUCUGCAUGUUACUUGUUUCCUAUUAUACUUUUGAUUUGACUGCAAAAUUCUUUCCUCCUCUGUGAGGAGAUGUCUGCUUUAAGCUGUAAUAUUUUGCCAUGUUGCAAAAAGCCAUAAAGAAUUAAGUAUAAAGAGCUUUUUUUUCAUUCUAUGUUAAUUUUUUUUUGUCUGUCAUCUGAGACAAAUCUUGUAACUGUGACAGCCUCUUCUUAUGCGGGUCUAUCAAUUGGUAAAAUAUCUUCUGAAGUUUUUAAUUAUCAAUGACGUCUACGUAGGAAUAGUUUCAUCUCAUGCAGACACAAUUCUGUUUAAAACUGCAGUGUACUUUGAAUUGAACCUAAAUAUUUUUACAAAUCCAUUACAUUAGUUGGACAGAUCCGAGUUUUAAUAAAAACUCAUCUUUUUGUUUUGUUUAGAAUAUCACUGCAAACUGAAUUGUUUCUUCCAUUUUCUAACUAGAGUUACUAUCACUUCUAUAAUCAGUUUGGUAUGAGCAAAAUAAACAAUUUGAAAAACUGGCAUUAUUGAAUUAUUAAAAAGGGAAUUGUAUCUUAUUUAUAGCUAUUUACAUAAUCUGUUAGCUUUUUCAUUUGACCGAAUGUGUGAGAUAAAUGAGAUGUUAUGAAAUUCUUUCUAAAGUUAGACUGCGAGUGAUGCCAAUCAGAGAAUGAGAGAUGAUUUUUUUAAUCUGCUGUGAUCUUACUUUUCAACAAUUCCAUUUGGUUUAGAUUGUGAACUAAGACAGUCAGCCGGAACAAGGUAGUGUAAUAUAGAUUAUCAGAACAGGAGUUCUGAAGAGCUCAAAGGACACUUAUCUUCUUUUUAAAAAAAAAAGAAGUAUUGUUUGCGUUGGAAGAUGGAAAUUGACCUGCAUACAAUUAGUACAUUUUGGAAGCCCA
This is a messenger RNA of Mauremys reevesii (Reeves's turtle), 3396 nucleotides long. RefSeq names its product mannosidase alpha class 1A member 1 (gene MAN1A1). Gene Ontology annotation, cellular component: extracellular exosome; endoplasmic reticulum; Golgi membrane. The transcript has 12 exons. Bases 245 to 2209 code for a protein of 654 amino acids. Gene Ontology annotation, biological process: carbohydrate metabolic process; N-glycan processing. NCBI's taxonomy places the organism in Eukaryota, Metazoa, Chordata, Testudines, Geoemydidae. The record is from RefSeq and is a predicted model, not a curated record. Gene Ontology annotation, molecular function: mannosyl-oligosaccharide 1,2-alpha-mannosidase activity; calcium ion binding.